AUGUCCCUUUUUCCUUUACUUUUUCAGAUUGAUGACGAUGUGCGACUCGAAGAUGAUUGGGUGCCUAUGGAAGAACAACUGGGAGCAGGACAGCUUGAGGAGGUUAUUCGGCAAAAGGAGGCGCAUUCCAGUGCUGUGGUUCUUGAGAUUGUUUACAUGUGCCAUGUUUUACUGAUUGGCGACAUUCUUGAUGCUGAUAUGAAACCUCCAGAAAACGUUUUAUUCGUAUGCAAGCUUAGUCCAGUUACUGAAGAUGAGGAUUUGAAUACAAUCUUUUCACGCUUUGGAACUGUAGUAUCUGCUGAGGUGAUCCGUGAUUUUAAAACUGGUGACAGCUUAAACUAUGCUUUUAUCGAAUUCGAAACAAAUGAGGCCUGCGAGCAAGACUAUUUUAAGCCCAUCUUUUGGCUUUUUGAUAAUGGUGAUUUUUUUGGCCGUGUUUCAUAUCUCAUGCAUUACAAAACUUUAAUGCAGAUGGAUAAUGCUUUGAUUGAUGAUCGGAGGAUACAUGUGGACUUUAGUCAGAGUGUUUCUAAGCUGUGGGGUCAAUACAGGCGUAAAGAGCAUCAAACUGGUAAAGGGAGAGGUUGUUUCAAAUGUGGUUCGCUUGAUCACAUGGCCAAAGAUUGCACUGGAGACCCUUCUGUGAAAGCAGAAACUCCAAAGUAUGUUCUAAAAGACGGGAAUACCCAGCGCGGUGGAAAUGAGAAGUAA
Molecule: messenger RNA, 714 nt
Organism: Papaver somniferum (opium poppy)
Lineage: Eukaryota; Viridiplantae; Streptophyta; Magnoliopsida; Ranunculales; Papaveraceae
Product: peptidyl-prolyl cis-trans isomerase CYP59-like
Exons: 7
Coding region: 1-714 (237 amino acids)
Cellular component (GO): nucleus
Molecular function (GO): RNA binding; zinc ion binding
Source: RefSeq, a predicted model, not a curated record